Messenger RNA from Stylophora pistillata, 2155 nucleotides. RefSeq lists its product as uncharacterized. NCBI's taxonomy places the organism in Eukaryota, Metazoa, Cnidaria, Anthozoa, Scleractinia, Pocilloporidae. Gene Ontology annotation, molecular function: zinc ion binding; ubiquitin protein ligase activity. The record is from RefSeq and is a predicted model, not a curated record. Gene Ontology annotation, cellular component: nucleus. Gene Ontology annotation, biological process: ubiquitin-dependent protein catabolic process; protein ubiquitination.
GGGUUCAGCACCCAAUAGGAACUAUGGCAUUGAGUCAGCGGAGUCCACUGACAACUCCUUGCUUGAAUUGGAACAGCGUGUGGAAGAAGCAUGACCUAUGGUUGAAAGAGUGCUUCGAGAAAGAGAAGAAAGAGAAGAGUUUGGACGAGAAAUUGAAAGAAAAGAGCAUGAAAUACGAGCAGAAAGAGCACAGAAGAAGAGAGAAAGAGAGGCAAGGGAGCUAGAGGAAGCCAGAGGAUGGCCUCAACAGCAGGAACCAGUUACUGGACAGUCUUUGUGGCUUUGUGAACAUUACCAACGUCAUUGUAGAGUUCGUUUUCCUUGCUGUACCAACUUCUAUUCAUGCCACCGUUGCCAUAACAAUUCCAAAGAAUGUGACAAUGAGGAAGCUAAAGCAAGUCAUGCAACUCACCUUAAAUGCAGCUAUUGUCAUCAUGAACAAGAGAUUGGUGAAGACAGUGCCAAGUGUCGUAGCUGUGGAGCAAAGGUGUCAGCUUAUUUUUGUGGAAUCUGCAAGCAUUUUACAAGCAUUGACAAAAACCCCUAUCAUUGUGAGAAAUGUGGGAUAUGUAGGAUACACAAAGACAAAUCUUUCCAUUGUGAUGUGUGUAAUGUAUGUCUUGACAAGCGUCUGCAAGGAAAACACAAGUGUAGACCAGACUCUGGCCAUGAUGAAUGUUGUAUUUGUCUUGAGGAUGCAUUCAGCGGAUGUCAAAUUUUACCCUGCUCCCACAAAGUUCAUCGGGAAUGUGCAAUAGCUAUGAUACAAAAUGGGAUUCGAACCUGUCCAGUUUGCCGACAUCCAUUAUACAGCCCAGCUCCUGAGUGAAUAGACUUUGAACAGUCCCUUCUCUUCUGGGAAGUCUUUUGUGUGCCCAAAAAAAAAUCGGUGAAAACAAAAAGUGACUGGUGAGCUGAAAUCAAUUUUUUCACUUAAUUUCUUUUCACUCGCAUGACAGACUUUGCUGAGGAGGAGGGACUGCUUGUAGACUACUGAGUGAAAAUCUACAUUGAGGCAUUCUCCAACAAUGGUUUUACCACAGAGUAGAAAAGCAGAUUUGGCAGUAUUUUGCAAAUUCUAUGCUGACUACAGACUUAAAGGACAAGCCUCCCUUGAAGCAAGUAAAAUGCAAUAAGGAAAUGAUUUUCUUCCAAAGGAAUCAAGAAAUCACAGCACAGUGAAUUUCAUCACUUUAAGGAGCCAAGUAAGCUAGUCUUGGUGUAGAGACAUUAUGUGCAGUGGUAAAUGUGUUAUACCGUGAUAACUGGACAUUCUAGUAUCUGAUAAUUAUCUUAAUCCUGUUUGUUUUUGAAAUUUUUUUGGCCUCCAGCGGGAUGUGUAUUUGUCAGCUUCAAAGUCAAUAAUGCUGUUUAUGAUCACUAGGUGCCCAAAUAAUUUUUUUGAUCUGAUUAAUUAUUUUUCCUAACCCUUCAACUCCUACGAUCUAGUAAUUUAAUUCUUCCCUCAAGCUAGUACAUAUUCUUAUAAGUCGAUCAUGAGAAUUUGGUGUUAGGUCAAGAUAAUGUCUACCUAAUAAGUUAGAGUAUUCUCAUUACAAGUGUUCUGGGUGAUUUAUGACUUCUGAGUUUAAGGGUUAAUAAGACUUAAAAUAUGAAUAUAAAUUUUUAUCUUUUCAGUGUACUUUCCCAGUGUUCACAUUCUGUACAGCUCAACUUUGGCUGAUGCAUUUGUUGAGAUUCUCUGGCACAUCAAUUGUUGCAAUUACUAGGCUAUUCAAUCUGUUAUGAAGAAAUGGCUAUGUAAAUCAUUGUAUUUAAUGCAUUUUUCGAGUUUCCAUGUUUUUUCUUUUAAUCCUUUAUUAAUAGUUAUUUAAGGCCAUAAGUUUACAAGGCUGUACGUUGCUUUGACAGACAUUUAGAAGUUCAUGUUUUGUUGUUAAAAGUGUCAAACCGAGUUUUUGAGCCAAAUGCCUUUAGUAAUUGGCCAGGCUAUUAACUGUUGUAUAGAAGGGAAGUUUGACUCAUUUUCACAAUUUUGAAAAAUGUACCAAACCAAAACAGAAUGAAGAAAAAUGCAAAUGAAAAUUGUCAAGAAAAAUUAUUGCUUAUUAUAGUCAGAGAUAUAUUUUUGAUGAAUUUAAAAUAUUUUAUAUUUAUUUAUUGUCUUCAUUAAAUGGAAUGUUGAGUUGACAUA